CUCUCUCUCUCCCUUCGAUGGCUCCUAGCAGUCUCCAUCUCCUAAGCCGGCUCAGACAAACCAUAACCAAGGUGAGAUUCCUCCUCUCCUUCAACCUCCGGCAAUGGCUCCUCUCCUCGACAGCUACUGCUUCUCGCCGCCGCCUUAGCCUCGACAGCCAGCCACUCUCACCAGGACUCCUCGACGCCACUGAUGAGCUCAGCUACCACUGGCCGUUCGACCCAGUUAUCUCCUCUCCACCGCCGCCUACGAAGCCUUCGAGCUCAAUUUCACAGCCUCUGACAAGGACAAUAUCGAGGGCAAUGAGUGGUUCAUCUGCAGCCUCAUCAACGGACGAUAUAAACCAAAGGGCAGACGAUUUCAUAGAGAACUUCUACAGGCAACUGAGGAUGGAGAGACAGGUCUCGCUUGAGCUGAGAUAUUGCAAUGGAAAGGAUAGUGUGUUCUAAGAGAUGAAAUGCCUUAUGAUUCUUUUAUUUUUUUUUUAAUUUCUAUUCUACUUUUUUGUGAUUAUGUUUAAUUAAGAAAAAUAUUGUCGAAAUAAAGAUCUGAUUUAUAUUAAGAUUUGUGAUAUAUAUAAUAUUAAAAAUCACAGUAAUUUCAAUAUAUCGGAUAACUUUGAAGCAUAUUCUCAUAUAUUUUA
Molecule: messenger RNA, 643 nt
Organism: Dendrobium catenatum
Lineage: Eukaryota; Viridiplantae; Streptophyta; Magnoliopsida; Asparagales; Orchidaceae
Exons: 1
Coding region: 18-449 (143 amino acids)
Source: RefSeq, a predicted model, not a curated record